Messenger RNA from Drosophila takahashii, 1342 nucleotides. RefSeq lists its product as uncharacterized. The record is from RefSeq and is a predicted model, not a curated record. Gene Ontology annotation, molecular function: ATP binding; tRNA binding; arginine-tRNA ligase activity. Lineage: Eukaryota; Metazoa; Arthropoda; Insecta; Diptera; Drosophilidae. Gene Ontology annotation, biological process: tRNA C3-cytosine methylation; arginyl-tRNA aminoacylation.
UUCCGUUGUAAGUCUGAUCAUGGAUUGCAAUCCGCUGUCGCAGCUUAGCCAGCAGCUCUUCGAGUUCUUCGCCAGGCCAUUGGAACAGGCCUCGCCCACCGAUGCACUGCCUCCGUCGCGCUUGCGGAGAUGCGGCGAGAUCCUGCGCUACAACAACGAGGAUCUGGCCGAGCAGGGCGACCUCAGCCUGGCGGCCAUCGCGCGCUACUGGCAGAACUUUGCCAGCCGCCAGGAGUGCGUCCUGCGCCGCCCCGCGGAGCUCCUGCUGCCCGGCGAAGAGGAGCGUCGCGAAUUGGUGGAGCAUUCCCGCGAGUGGCGCUUUCCGCUGGCGGAGAUCUGCGUGCUGCGCAAGGAGCGGUAUGCCCUGCACCUCCAGCGGCGUCCCGUCAUCGCCCAUGUGCUCCGCUCGGUGCUCAGCCAGGCUGCCGACUACGGGCGUCCCAAGAAGUCGCAGGAUUCGCCCACCAUGUGCCUGCAAUUGGGGAUUAACACCACCGCCGAGGGCUCCUCCGUGGAGCUGCGCGACUAUCGUCUGCAGCAGCUCUACAAGAUCAUGCGGCGCCUGGCGGAAUACUCACCCUGGCAGCUGGUGGAAUCCAAGGAUCGCCUGGAGGACACCUUUUGCGUGAUGGUUGAGUCGCAAAAGUGUUCCAAAGAUCACGUUUGCGUCGUCAGCGGCCCCGUUUUGGAGCCCGUGAAGAAGACGGCCACUGGAUUGUGCCUGGAUGACUAUUUGGAGCUGCGCUCCACGCACAUGCGUCUGAUGGCCAUGCACCGCAGUGGCAUCCGUCCCGCGGGCCUGGGCAGCCUGGACACGCUGAUGAAGCGGCUCGGCGAGGCGGCCGUCAUCGUGGAUCUGUUCGAGGUGCGCCACGCCACCGCCGCCAUUGUGGUGCGCAAUGGAUUGGGCAGCUCCAAGGGAGCCUCGUACAUCCUGUACAACUCCGCGCGGCUGGAGACGCUGCUGCGCACGUUUGCUGGUUUGGUGAACGCCGGCCACUACGAGCCACUGCCGCCGCUGGAAGAGAUCGAUCUCAGCAUUCUGGAGGAUGAUAUGGACUGGCAGCUCAUCUAUGGCUAUCUCCUCACCUUCCCGGAGCUCCUCGAGUCCCUGAUGGACAACCUGCAGCAGGGCCAGUGCGGCGUCCAUCUGCUGGUCCGCUACAUUGACAACCUGGCCGGCGUCUUCAGUCGCUACUAUCGCCACAAGAAGGUGCUCGUCCAGCAGCGCGUCCAGCUCAUGCCGGUCGUCUACGCCAGGAUGUACCUCAUCAUGGCCGUGCGCCAGGUGCUGAAUAUCGCGCUCUCGCUGCUCGGCAUAGAGCCCAUCGAGUUUGUAUAG